GCCCCUUUCUGGGCCGCAAGCCUCACCUCCUAUCCGCGUCGUGGGAUAUGUUGGCACAACUUUGCCCAAUUGAUGCCAAAAGCCUCGUUGCCUGCCGGAUAACCCAAGAUGGAGCCCCAUGUUAAAGCAGUAUCCCAACGCACUCAACCUGCGGGACAUCAUCGAACCACGGCCGGGCAGCCUCGCAUUGGUUCAGGUUUGGGAUGCGUCUAUUUACUCCCCCCAGUCCCCUUCCGUAGAUCGAAGUGAUCAACCACCGACACAUCGAACAAAGACAAAGAACCUACCUUCUGACGACAUUACCAUGUAUCACUCAUCAAUCGAAAUUGCCCAUGGACUGCCUACGGGCCAAUCCUUCAACCAAGGCCUUGAUUCUCGAUCCCAGCAAUGGGCAAACCAAGGUACACCUCGAGCCUACGAGCCGAUGCAACCCGAGCCUCGUUUCGACGAUGCUCGUAAUAAACCCUUUGACAACCGAUUCCACUCAAUCAACCGCUUUGAGUAUCGUCUCGGAGACAACAGGAAUUUAGACUCCACCGAUAACUGCCAACACUACUCUUGGCCGCCGCACAGGAAUGGCGAGAGCGUCCCAACCGACGGCAUCCAAAUGUCCCCAACCAGGACUUCCUCGAUCUCAUCAAGUCCCCGAGACGAAUCCUAUAGUUGGGCGGGUACCGCUGAGAGUACCGAACGGAAAGUCUGUCACUGCGGAAAGGAGUUCCGCCGUCCUUCAGACUUGGCGAAACACCAAAAGUACCACAUCAAAUACUUCUCCUGCCUCUUCUCGGGCUGCGAGAAGGCCUUUGCGACACAAAAGGACCUCUCGCGACAUGUCCGUACACACCGGAAGGGAGAGGGAUGGCGAUGCACUGUAGAUGGUUGCCGAAAGGCUGCCGCAGGGCAUGUCUACAGUAGAAAAGACAACUUCGAUCGACACAUGCGCACGGCGCAUACUAACUCAUAAACACCACAGAGUACUACGGAUGUGACUCUUCUUCCAGAUGCGAGGCUGACGGCACUCGAAUGUUGAUAUUAACUGUAAGGUUUGGAUUGUUAGAAGGACAUGGGAACGGUUCCAAAGUUGAUUGACAGGGGUUUCUUUCUGCACAUUAUCAAAGGGUUCAUGAUUUGGAAUCAUAUGAGAACUCCAUUCACAGUACUUAGCUACUUCAUGAUUAUGAUAUACAAGGGUAUGUAGGGCUGUCCAGUCGGCACUCCCAAGCAUAUGCUUGAGAACCCAUACCGACAAUCAAAAGAAAAAGAAUUGCAAAGUCUUUCGUGUGAAAGGGUAGAUGAAAUUUGAGGAGUGAU
This is a messenger RNA of Ilyonectria robusta, 1311 nucleotides long. RefSeq lists its product as uncharacterized. NCBI's taxonomy places the organism in Eukaryota, Fungi, Ascomycota, Sordariomycetes, Hypocreales, Nectriaceae. The transcript is spliced from 2 exons. Gene Ontology annotation, cellular component: nucleus. The record is from RefSeq and is a predicted model, not a curated record. Gene Ontology annotation, biological process: regulation of transcription by RNA polymerase II. Gene Ontology annotation, molecular function: DNA-binding transcription factor activity, RNA polymerase II-specific; RNA polymerase II cis-regulatory region sequence-specific DNA binding. The coding region runs from base 119 to 964 and encodes 281 amino acids.